This is a messenger RNA of Monodelphis domestica (gray short-tailed opossum), 2091 nucleotides long. RefSeq names its product transcription initiation factor TFIID subunit 11-like. Gene Ontology annotation, biological process: transcription initiation at RNA polymerase II promoter; RNA polymerase II preinitiation complex assembly. The record is from RefSeq and is a predicted model, not a curated record. Gene Ontology annotation, molecular function: RNA polymerase II general transcription initiation factor activity; protein heterodimerization activity. Lineage: Eukaryota; Metazoa; Chordata; Mammalia; Didelphimorphia; Didelphidae. Gene Ontology annotation, cellular component: nucleus; transcription factor TFIID complex.
UUUUUUUUAAACUCUUACCUUAGUUACAACUCUAAGACAGAGAAGGGCAAGGGCUAGGCAAAUGAAGUUAAGUCACAUUGCUGGGAAGUGUCUGAGGUUACAUUUGAAUCCAGAACCUUCUGACUCCAAGCCUGGCACUCUAUCCAGUGAGCCACUUAUUGGUCUAAUUCUAAAUCCAGGAUCUUCUAACUUCAGAUUCAGUACUGUUAUCCCAUACUGCACAAUAUCUAGUUUUAUUUACUCCUCUGACCUUUCUUCUUAUCUUCUUCCGGUCACCCCUUCCCCCACCCUCCCAUUCAGGAAUGUUAGAACAACCUUCUAAUUAGUCUCCCUACUUCCAUUCUCUCCAAUCUCCUUUCACAAUCCGUUGAUGUGAUAUUCAUAAUGCAAAGGACUAACAAGCUUACCCCUUAAAAAAUAGAGUUUUGAAUAAAAUUUUCCAGAUUCCACUUCCAAACCAUCUACUUUGCUAGUCCUAGUUUACUCUUCUCUCUCUUAUACACUCUGCUUAAACCAUGUUGGAUUCUGAGCCCUCCCUGCCCUAAUUCUUCCAGCUGCUGCAUGUUCCCAUUCUUUACGUGCCCUCCUCACAGAUCUUUCAGGACGUUUAUUCUUAUUCUUCUGGCUCCUCCGACGCUCCGUAGGGUGUCGUCAUCGCGGUGCGACGGCCGGAAGUCUCUUGGCCCAGCCCGGCCGCCCCUGCUUCCGCGCGUUUUUCCGAGGCCGGACAGCUGGAGAACCUCCAUACACCCCUCCCUCCACCUUUUGUGUACCGUGAUGGACGAGCCCGGGGAAUCGUCACUCGAGAAGGCCGGAGAGAGUUCCGCGUCGGACGAGGUGCCGGGCGUUGCUGUUCCUGCUGCCGCUGCUCCUGCCGCCGCCGUCACUGCCACCACCACCGCCACCACCACCCCUACUACCCCUACCCCUGAGCAAGCCCCAGGACCUGCCGCGCUGACUGACACUGCCCCGGAGGAUACGAACGGGGAGGGGAACGGGGACCCGGAGGAGGCUGCGACCGAAGACGCCACGGAGCUUAAAGGCCAAGAAGCCUCAGAUUUAAUAGAAACAGGGAGAGAGGACUCGUCAUUACUUGCUUCCGCAGCCAAGAAAAUGAGGAUAGAAACUAAAGAGAGGAAAGAGAAAAAGCAUGAAGUUGAUGAAGAUGAAAUUCAGAAGAUGCAAAUUCUGGUUUCAUCCUUUUCUGAAGAACAGCUAAACCGUUACGAAAUGUACCGUCGAUCUGCAUUCCCUAAGGCCGCUAUUAAACGGCUGAUUCAGUCUAUCACUGGCACCUCAGUCUCUCAGAAUGUCGUUAUUGCUAUGUCCGGCAUUUCUAAGGUAUUCGUCGGGGAAGUGGUGGAAGAAGCUUUGGAUGUGUGUGAGAAAUGGGGAGAGCUACCACCACUACAACCCAAACACAUGCGGGAGGCUGUUCGAAGGCUGAAGUCCCGAGGGCAGAUUCCUAACUCAAAACACAAAAAAAUCAUCUUUCAUUAGGUCUAAAGAACUUCUAAGGUUUACUACUGAAAACAGAAGGAAUGACUUUCAUAUUUCCUCUCACUGAGGCAUUGUGUACUGUUGUUCAGAUGUCCCAGACCUCUAAGGACAGUGUGAUACAACAUCUGACCCCAAAUCUUCAAGACCAAAGUUAUCUGAUAGAGAAAAGCUUAACUACUUCCAGAUUUGCCUCCUGUCAAUGUAGGACCAUUUAGUUCAGGUUGUGAUUGAUAGCAAUGUGAUUAGUUGGUAAACUGAAAAGGGGAAAUGUUCUUUAUAGAUCUCUUGUACAGAGUGUACAAAACUUCUGUUUUCAAAUGGGUAAAACUCUUCCAAGGAUCAACUUUUUUGAUUAAUCAUUAGUAUCUUAUUUUGCAAGUUUCACAUUGGAACCCUAAACUGCUACUAUCAGGGAUUCAUGUUUGAUUUGACAUUAACAGGCCAGAAAUUUGUCACUUGUAAAAUUUGAUAGUUUGGUUUAUAAUGUUAGCAAAUGGUGGAAUGACAUAAUCCUUUUAUUGCCUUGUAAAAACUAAUUAUCAUGUGGUUUUUGGUGUAUGAUCAUUAAACUAUUUUUUAACUUGGCAAAAA